Messenger RNA from Hypanus sabinus (Atlantic stingray), 11624 nucleotides. RefSeq names its product craniofacial development protein 2-like. Gene Ontology annotation, cellular component: nucleus. The transcript has 2 exons. The record is from RefSeq and is a predicted model, not a curated record. Gene Ontology annotation, biological process: chromatin remodeling. Lineage: Eukaryota; Metazoa; Chordata; Chondrichthyes; Myliobatiformes; Dasyatidae. The coding region runs from base 9931 to 10971 and encodes 346 amino acids.
AUCAGUUUUAAACUGCCAAGGUCUUGGUUAUUCAAUGACUUUAAAUGGGGAAGUUAAAGCUGAGAAUGUUCUGGCUGGAAAAUAAAAGCGUAUGAAAUAGUUCUCCAUGGAAUGGCUGGUGAGUGGUCAUCAACGACAGGCAAUUUGAAGAAUUUCUACUGGGACUGGAGAAAAUUGUAUGGAAGGCAUUCAAGGAUGUUGUUGAAAAUUUUUUUGGCAACUAUAGAGUAUCAAACUACAUGCAGCUGGUUGACAACAUGCUUCAAGUAUACAAAACCAUGCAGUGCAACUUAUCACUAAAGAUUCAUUUUCUGCAUGACCAUUUAUACUUUUUCUCUGCAAAUCCUGGCACUGUUAGUGACAAGCAUGGUGAAAUGUUUCACCAGGACAUCGUGGUCACGGAGUAAUGUACCAGGGCAACUGGAAUCGAUCAAUGCUUGCUGAUUAUUGUUGGACACUUAAACAAGAAACCUCAGACACAGAGUACAAAUGAAAAUCACCAAAAUAUUUUAGCUUAGUUGAACCAUUGAAAAGCUUCAGCACUGUUAUGCAAUUAAAUACAUUAUAUUCAAAAAAAGUUAAUUUCUUGUUUCCUCAAAUUCCUACUCGAUACAAGUAGACUGAAAUUAUAUUUGUGCUCAGCAUCGAGGUCUAUCGCAACCACUAAAAGUUUCUGAGAAAGCACCAUUUUCAAAAAAGAAAAAUUGCUGCCCAAUGUAAUGAGAGGUCAGAGGAGAAAGACCAGACUGGAGCUGACAGGAAGGUGACAGUAACUCAAAUAACCGCAUUUUACAACAAUUGUGUGCAGAAGAGAUUUUCGGAAUGCACAUGGCAAACCUGGAAGUGGAUGUUCUACAGCAGCAGAAAGUACCUAAUAAAGUGGCCACUGAAUGAAUUUUGUCUGAUCAAGCUGAUUGAUGUGAACAAUAGAAAAUAGCAAUUUUACAAAGCUUUUUUGGAAACAUGAUCCCUUCAGCAGAUCAUAUUUACAAUAAAAAAUAAUCUCUUUUGCUGAGCUUAGUUAUCGUUUUGAAGUCUCCAGAAACCUGUCACUAUGCUGAUUCAAAUUGCAAAGUCACUAAGUCACCAUGUGUACUAAAGCAGUAGUGAGAUUCAACAUUUUGUGUGGAAGAUGCAUCACAGGUGACCCUCACUAGAUAACAUCAGCCCAGAAAAAAUCAUUUGACUAGUGAAAACUACAUUAUUCAUUAGUCACUCCAUAACUUGACAAACAUUGAGUUAAUUCAUAUCAGAACCAUGCUGUUCAGUACACCUUUAUAUUUAUCUUGUUAGUAGAUGCACACAUAUCAAUGGCUAUGAAAACCAAUAGAUAUUAGUCAUAGAUCCUCUGUGAAAUAUACAAUUGGCAAAAUCACUGUAUCAAAAGUUUGACAUCACAGUGAAGACCACGUACACAAGGUAGAAAACCUGAACCUGGUUCUUUUGCAGGCUGUUGACCUGAAUUUUGCCUCCAGAUGCUGCUUAAGCCAUUGAGUUCUUCCAAAGUUCCAUUUUAUUUCUGUUGAAGUAGAAAACCAUUCAUGAAGAUCACAGCUGAUUCCAUGGCUUGAGAUCUACUUGCUGCUGAAUCCCCAGAUCUCUCGAUUAUAUUAGUUUUCAAAAAUUGAUUGAGCUCAGCCUCAAUGAUUGUGCAUCCACUAUCCUCUCGGGAGAUUGAAAGAAAUCCCCAACCCUUUGCAUAAUGAGCAUCAAAUUAUCUUCAGUAGGAACUCAGGGAGUUGAGCAGUCUGUGGGAAGUGAGGAAUUGUUGACUAUUUAAGGUCCAAACACAGCAUCAAUCCUAGUGGGUUGAGUUCCUCCAGAAGAUUUUUGUUGCUCCAGAUUCCAGUAUCUAGUCUCUUGUAUUUCCUUUUCAUGAAGAGGUCCUUCCUCAUCUCCUCUCUUUAACAGGAGGCCAGAAUACUUCUAGUAUAGACUUGUUCUUGGGGCAUCACUUCUAUCAAGUACAUUUUAUUAUGCUGUUACUUUCAAUUUUCAAGUUGACUUGUCCCAUGUACAUUGAAACAUAAACAUAGUGAAAUGCAUUGUUUGCAUGAACAGCAAACACACCUGAGGGUGUGCUGGGGACAGCCCACAAAUGUCGCCACACUCUGGUGCAAACAUAGCGUGUCCACAAUGCUUGACAGAAUGACACAGAACACAAACAACAAACAGCAAAAUCAGGCCCCAUUCUUCCCUCCCACUCAAGUACAUACAGGUACAUAGUUUUUAAACUCCAGGAUAGGCCUCCAGCUCCAGCAGACACAGAUUUGGGCAUGCAGAAUUUCGACCUCCCCAGCAGUAUCAAUGAUUCGCAGACUCUGCUCCAGAUAACGGACCUCAACCUUUGAGCUUCUGAUUCGUUAUCAGGCCUUGAUUCUCAGCAUUAAUCCCAGGGCAAGCUAAUCACCCAACACCAGGCCUCAAAAUCCCAAAAUAUCAAAGGCAGGAACCCAAGUACUAGCCCUAGAACUCCUUGCACAUGGUAAGUUAUUGUUUUCCAAAUUGGACAGUUGUAUGAAUGAUACUUGCAGUUAUCAUAAUCUCCAUCUUCAGCAACGCCUAAACCCAUUCUGCCCACAAAAGUCUACUUUCAAAUUUUUGCUUUAUGUCACACCAUACAGCUAACAAGCACUGUGAAAGAGACCCCGGGAGAAUAAAUAAUUCUGCAAUAUGACAUAAUGUUAGUAACUGGGAGUCAGGUCAGUACUAGGCUGGUCUCACUACUUCUCUGUUUCUAGAGGAAAACUGUCACCGAGGGGCCAAAGUCAGAACUAAAACUCUGCAGAAACUGGAAACGUCUCUCAAAUGACCAUUCUUGCAGAUGCCGUUCUCAAACCAUCCAAACCCAUUGAUUCUGAGCAAACAUCUCCUGCAGUUGAACACUGGGAACACUAAAGACACUGUCUUCCAUUCCUCGCCACUGAAUCUUGCAUUUAUUGCAUCUUCCACCCCUGAAAAUGACACCUUGCCUGACUGAUGAGAGUUAUCAGUCUGACAUCCUCUUCAACAGUCAACUUCCAGUACACACUUCAUACCUACUCCUACUCUAGCUCUUCAGUUGCUGAAACACUCCCUCUUGCCUGUAGUCACCCCAGAUUCCACUUUCUAAAUGCCUUGCUCUACUGUCUUUCCAUCUUCCAAUCUCUUCCAAGCUUAAGUCUAUUCAAAGUUCAAACUGUAUCUUAUGUUGCAUCAUCUCUUGUACCACUCACCCAUAUUGCCAAUUUGUUCUGCUUACAUUCUCAUGCCACCAUUUCAAAUUGCACUGCUGUUAUUUUCAAAUUAGUCUAGGGUUCUUAAGCCUCCUUCACUCCAAGAACAUCUGGAAAUCCACUUCCAACCUCUUGUACAUUCUCAGCUGUCAUCCCAAGCUACCUCAACUGUAGACAUACUGGAAGUCCCUCCCUAAAUCUCUGCUCAGCACUUUUUUUAACUGUUUGUUAUGAAGCUCUUUUCCUCUUCACAAAUAUUUUUUUAAAUGAAGCUUGCUGUAAAUUAGUUUCUAAAUGUCCAGUAAUUUUUUUAUUAAAUGAGCCUGGGCUGUAACUAAUUCCAGUUUUUUUGCACAGAUAAAGGGAAUAAGCUCUCCAAGCUCAAUCUUAUUUCCCACUGUGGGGGUUCUGCGUUUAAUGUGAUUAGUCUACUGUACCUCAGCUGAGAGCACUCAGACCUCAUUGGCCUUAAUGAAAACAGAUAAAUACUGCAAUAUUCACCAUGACAGACCUCAUCUGUGGGAACAGUCAUCAUUUCAGAUUGACACCCUUCAUCAGAGCUGAAAAAGAGAUCAUCUCUGUCCUGAAACAUAGUUUGUUUCCCUUCUCACAGUUGUGGCCUGAUCUGCUUCCAGCUUGUUCUUAUUGGUCUUAACAUUUUCUUGGUGUUAAACCAUGACAACAUUUUUCCUUAGACACAAACUCUGAAAAGUAGCCUCAGAAAUCAUGUCAUAACUCAUGUAUCAAAUUGGCUUUUGUUUAAAGUUGGAAUCAUUUCAUGUUCAAGUUUUAUAAGCUGCCAAAAUUAACCCAAAGCCAUUUAACUGUAGCCCCAGUGACCCACUGAUUGCUCUUUUACUUCAACUGUUUGACAAGAAUCCCCAUUUGCUGUGUAACAUUUUGCAAUGAUUUUGUGGUGAUGAUUCACAAAUAAAUUUGCUGCAUUGCAACAUGGAUUUAAAAGCAAAUGAACAAAGGUUGGAGAAUAUACUUUUCACAGGCAAAAUGUUUAACUGGAAUACACCAAAAUUCAGUUAGAGUGAAGCUUAUUCAAAUACUCUCUUCCAAAAAAGAUGCUGAAAUUUCUGUUUUAAGGAUUGUGGUAUGAACCUGAAACUGGCUGCACAUUUGCAGGGGGACUGCCAGUCAGAAACUGCUUCCUGCACUGAACUGAAAUAUAUAUUUUUGCGUUGAAAAUGUACACCUAAAUGAAGCCAAUCAAAGCACCUAAUUUGCCUGUGCUUGGUCUGACUGGAUGUGUCUUAUCUCAUGCAUGAUCCUCUGAUAUCAGAUGUAUAAUUUUGUUUUUUGUAGAUGAUAAUGAACACUAGUGCUCAAUAUUUUGUUACUUGAGAUUGACAAAAAUCAAACCGAGUAGUGAUAAUUCUGUAAUAAAUUUAGCUGAUAUACAAAACGUUUUCAACAGCUGAUAAAUUCCACUAAUACAAUGAAAGCUCACAGAUUUUUUAAGUAUCUAAGCAACAGACUGUUUAAAAUCAAGUGCUAUAAGCAAAUAAUCCUUCCAGUGAUGGGCUUAUAUUUCUAAAUUAGAGAACCUGCUAUUGAUGGAUGUAUGUUCUUGUUUGCUGUCAAUUCUGAACUGAUGAAAAAUAACCUUCAGAAGAGAUCACUUGCUAUUGUUACGAAUGUCCCACAACUCCGAGGGGCCAAAGGGUACAAUGUAGCCCCCUCCUUUUUGAGAAUCGCAAGAUCACUAUUAAGUCAGUUCAGGAGACCCAGGAAAUGAGAGAAAGACAUGCUGAAUCCACAAAGAGUUUGGAAUAUGUCCUGGCCUCCGAAAGGCGGAACCAUUGAUACCGGCUAUUGUCUCUUGGAGACGGAAUUGUGUAUUGAAUCCUGUACGAUGCAUCGAAGCCCCCAGACAAUGAACCGGGGGGGGGGGUUGGUGGAGGGAUUGCAUCAUCCCAACCUGAUUGACAUCUGAGACCCUGUGAGUCAGGAUAAAAGAGGGUCUGUGGGAACAGCCCCUCAGACGCACCAGAAGAAACGCUAGAACUCCUGUAACAGCGUAAUAGCGAAAGCCGGUGGAAACAGCCCACGUGCGUCCCUUUCCAUUUGCCUCGGAAUUGGUGGGUCUUGCCACGGAAGCACAGCUUUAGCUAACCACAAAGGGGAAACCAGUCCCCCAACGACUCUCGAAGGAUUGACAUCAUAAAAGGAAUGGUCAAGUUAAACCUCCGUCUUUCUCUCCAACCAAAGAAGGCUGCAGCCUACAGCUUGAAUGAACUAAAGUGCCUUUUAUAUUUCCAUCGGACAAUACAUUAUCCCCUAGACGAUAGAGCUAUUUCUUAUUGAGUAUUAUUAUACCUGUGCUUUUAGAUUUAGUAUUGACGACGUAUAUUAUCCGUAUGUUUGCAUUGAUAUUAUUUUUGUGUUUUUUUUUUAUCAAUAAAUACUGUUAAAAAUAGUACCAUCAGACUUCAAUGGACCUCUCUAUCUUUGCUGGUAAGUGACCCAGUUACAGGGUACGUAACACUAUGAACAUUUCUAAAUGCGACAUCAGGAAUAUAGUGGAAAACAAGAUGAGAAAGUACAGUUCCAAAACACUGAAGAUAGUUUAUUACAAGAGAUUGUGAUUUAAAAUGUAGCCAAAAAGUCCUGUUAAUUAUCUCCCCUCCUUCAGCUGCUGAAUUCUUAUCAGUAUUGACAGAAAAACAGACUGACAAGGACAAUGAAUAUACUGUGAGGGUUCCUAAAGUAACACUGUAGUAGAAAACAGGAGCAGAGCUCCGGUACAGAGGGAAAGUAGAAUACAAAAGUAGAAAAUGAAGAGAGAAUGCGUGGGUGUGAGGGGUCCUUUAUUAUGUUGCCUGCUUUCCCAAAGGCAGCAGGAAAUGUAGACAGAGUUAAUGGGGGGGAAACUGGUUCACAUGAUAGACUGAGCUGUUUUCAGAACUCACAAUUUCUUGCGGUCUUGGAACAGAGCAGAGAAAUGAAAAAAUAUAAGAAAGGUACCGCAAACCUGACAGUUCCUAAAAUUAAACAAAGUCUAGUGGUUGAGGAAGUAUGAAGGGAAAUAUAAAAUGGCUGUGCAAGAUCAAAGACAUGGAUACAGCACGGAAAGCUGUGAGGCCAAAAAUAUAGAAAUGCAAUGUCCUUUAAAUGAUAAGAGAUUGAAAGGUGUUGAUGCUAAGAGACGCCAGUGUUUUUAUAUGGUAGAUACAUAGAUCCACCAAGCAAUUUGGAAGAAAUAUAUUGCAAGAGGAUUUGAAUAAAAGAACAGGGUUUGUUAAAAGUGAUUAAGCAGUCUAGGUCUGUACUCUUUGAGUUCAGAAGAAUUUUAGACAUUCAUUGACAUGUACAAAAUUCUACAUAGAAGCCAGUAAUUCCCUUAGCAGGAAUGUCUAAAUCCACUAAUUGCAGUCUCAAUACAAAUGAGAAUGGCUUGAGGGAAUAAAUGUCUUUCAAUAAAAGGCCAUGAACUUUUGAAUAUCACUAUCAAAAGAGGGAAAUAAGCAACUCUCGUUCUUAUGCUACAUUUGGCUCCGAAUCACUUUGACAAGAAUACAUAGGUCAGAAUACUAUUGAUACAUGACACUAUAAUUCCAAAUAUGCUUUUCUCCAAACACUUGGACUUAGCCUUGAAGUCCGCUCUGCAACCAGUGUCUAAACUUUUUGACUGGCAGAUGUCAAUCGAUUAGAAUUGGCCAAACCAUUUCAGUCACCCCCAUGCUCCCAGCUUUGUUUACUCAAUCCCAGUCUAUUGUGUGGCUGGAUAAAGCAUCAACUCUAUGUUUAAAUCAGCCAGCUGGUGGUGCAGUGGCAUCCGCACUGGACUUUGAGUCAAGUGGCCCAGGGUUCAAAUCUGGCCAGCUCCUUGCUCACUUUCCAUUCGUGCUGGGUUGAGCGUUGAGCUAGCAACUUGGCCUUGUUAAAAAAAAAGGAAAAAAGUGCAAAAGAAACAGCAAUUUUGCCAUGUGAUGCACCCAAAGGUGCGGAAAGAAACAACAUUCUUUAAGUCGCUAAUGAUACCAAUGUUAUAGACUAGAAGAACAAUAAGACUGAGUACAGAAAAGAGAUCACAAAUAUUGUGCCAUGGUCUCAGAACAACAAUCUAGCCCUUCAUGUAAUCAAGACAAAAGAGCUGGUUAUUGACCCACAAAUGCAGGGAGGUGAACACUACAGAGCUGCUGCGGAGGUAGUCAACAGCUUCAAGUUUCUAGGGAUCCAUAUCAUCAGCAUAGUUACUUUAUCCCUCCAUACUGAUGUGAUGGUGAAGGAAGUGCAUCAGUGUGUGUACUUAGUGAAAAAGGAUCUAGUGCUUUCCCUGCAUAUAUGACAAAUCAAUUUCUUCUUGGGCUUCCAGUCAGGUACAGAUAUUGUUUAUAACCAACAUUUUGAUGACAAACUCUUUGCCAUCUUCUUCAGGGAUACUAUCAUACAAAGGAACCAUCCAAUAGUCUCAUAACAUCAGGGUAGAUGCUGACCUUGGCCUGGUGGUGGUGGUGGUACAUGCCUUGAGGAUUUUGUAUCUUCUGUCCAAUGGGAGAGGGCAGAAAAGAGAAUGUCUGGGGUGGGUGGGGUCUUUAAUUAUAAUGGCUGCUUUAUUGAGACAGUGAGAAAUAUUGAUAGAAUACAUGGAAGGGAAACUGAUUUCCAUGUUGUACCAAACUGUCCACAACUCUGUAAUUUUUUGCUGUCAUGGGCAGAGCUGUUGCAUCCAAAUAGGAUACUUUCCAUGACACAUUGAAAAUAAUUGCUAAGGGUUGACAAAGGUUUGACAAAUUUUUUUAGCGUCCCAAGUCUGAAAUAACCGGAGGCCCAUAAGCCAGUCCUCAUGGGGAAAAUCUGAGCUGGAAAAUGUCAGCAAUUUAACUUCCAUGGUAUCAUUUCAGAGGUGUCCUGGGUCCAGCACAUAAGUGCCAUUACAAAGAAAGCACUGCAGUGCAUUGACUUUCAACUAAGUUUGUAAAGGUUCAGUAUUUCAUCUCAAUUAUAUGAGAAACUUCUAUAAAAGUGCGGUGGAAAGUAUAUUUAUGGGUUGCAUCAUGGCCUGGUAUGGAAACACAAAUGCUCUUUAACAGAAAAGCCUACAAAAACUAGUGGAUACAGCCCAGUCCAUCACAAGUAAAGCCCUCCCCAACACGGAGCAUAUGCACAUGGAGUACUGUCACAAGAGCGUAGCAUCCAUCAUCAUAGACCCUACCAUCCAGGCCAUACUUUCUUCUCGCCAUUGCCAUCAGGUAGAAGGUAAAGGAGCCUCAGUGGCCACACCACCAGGCUCAGGAACAGUUAUUACUCCUCAAUCAUCAGGCUCCUGAACCACAGGGAGUAACUUCACUGAGCUGCUCCCACAACUUAUGGAUUCACUUUCAAGUACUCUUCAUCUUAUGUUCUCGAAAUUCAUUGCUUAUUUAUUAUUCCUUUUUUUCUUUCUUUUUGUAUUUGCAUAGUUUGUUGUCUUUUGCACAUUCAUCAUUUGUCCAUCCAGUUGGGUGCAGAAUUUCAUUGCGUUUCUUGUACUGUUAAUGCCCACAAGAAAAUGAAUCUCAGGGUUGUAUAUGGUGACAUACUGUAUAUGUACUUUGACAAUAAAUUUAUUUUGAAAUUUGAUGAAGUAGAGGUAUAAAUGAGCUUUCUUAGCUGUGGCAUCUAUGUGGUUGUACCAGGACAGGCUACUGAUGUUCACCUCCUAGAAGCUGAAGUUCUCAACCCUGUCAACCUCUACAACACUGAUACAGACAAGGAGCACAAGCACUGCCACCCUUCCUGAAGGCAAUAACCAACUCUUUUGUCUUGCUGACAUUGAGGGGAAAUAUGUUAUCUAUGUCAUCAUGCUAGUAUAUUCUCCAUCUCCUUUCUGUACUCUGACUCAUCAUUAUUUGAGACAGCUCUCACUCAGCUCUUACCAGUGGGUUCCUCAUAGCUGUUUGCAUGCAACAGCGGCCACACCCUGGGCAACGGCUUCGACUGGCCGGCAAAACCUGGUGAGGGUAGCCAAUGGGCCUCAAACCCUUGGUGAGUUAGGGUUUGUCUACCUACACAUGCAAAGACUAAAUUCAACGGACUACGCGGAGGAGACCACCAGUUGGCAGUCCAACGAGUAGAAAGGCGGACCCAACAAAGCAUUGUGGAGCGCAAUCCGGGCACAGUGAGACACAUAGGACACUGCUGGCUAUCCACUGCAUCCUAACUUAUCUCCAGCCGUCUCAACUCCGUCUUGCAACUGGAUACAGAUAGGUUGGGACGAGAGAGUGAGGCUGACGAUUUGCGCAACUCUCCCUCACUUUAAUCCAAGUGCAAGUCACGACUCCAAACCCAUUCCGCUAAAAAACUUCAAGUCCUGUGGCAUUGGGUGGGUGGCGAAGCAGCAGGUGUGGAUACACUGGAAGCUGUAGUCACAAACCUGCACACAGGCGGCCCGGGGUAUUGGGUUGUUCUCCGCUGGAAUGAAGCAGCAGUGGAGCUCGGCAGCCCCCUGGCUGUCUGAGCAGUCCUCUUUAGGAAUCGCUCUUCUCACCUCCAUGGAGGAAGGGGCUAGAAAAGGUGCCUCAAACAUAGCCUGCUUCAUCUUACCCUGGCCAGCACACCGCAGCUGGCGGGGAUCCCACUCAGCGGUUGAACUACAAAGACGACAAAAGUGAAGGUGCUCAACCUUAGCACGUGGAACGUGCGAACUCUGCUUGACAUUACCAAGGCUGUCAGACCAGAAAGAAGAACAGCACUGGUCGCCAAAGAACUAGCCCGCUAUAACAUGGACAUUGCAGCACUCAGCAAAACACGCCUAGCAGACAAGGGCCAGCUUACAGAAGGUGGUGGUGGGUACACCUUCUGGAGCAGCACUGAACAACGAGAGGCUGGUGUUGGAUUUGCCAUCCAAUCCCACCUCACUCAUAAACUUGCCAAGCUUCCAGAGGGCAUCAACGAUCGCCUGAUAACGCUUCGGCUCCCACUUGGCAAUAAGAGGAGUGCAACGUUGAUCAGUGCAUAUGCCCCAACGAUGACCAACCCAGAUGACAUCAAAGAUAAGUUCUAUGAAGAACUUGACACCCUCAUAGCAGCAGUCCCACAGUCAGAGAAGCUUAUUGUCCUCGGGGACUUUAACGCCAGAGUGGGGACAGAUUACCAGACCUGGGAAGGGAUUCUUGGAAGACAUGGUUUUGGCAAGUGUAACAGCAAUGGCCUGCUGCUCCUCAAGACGUGCGCUACGCAUGACCUUGUCAUCACCAACACCCUAUUCCACCUCCUUACCCGUAACAAGACAUCUUGGAUGCAUCCAUGCUCUAGGCACUGGCAUCUGAUUGACUAUGUCAUCACCAGAAAAAGGGACUGGCAAGACGUGACAGUGACAAAGGCCAUGUGUGGUGCCGACUGCUGGACGGAUCAUCGACUCAUUGUGUCCAAGCUUAAACUUCACAUCCUGCCUGUGAGAAGACCCCAAGGUCAGAAGACUGCAAAGAGGCUAAAUGUCUCCAAGCUGAAGAGCAGCGUAAUUGCAGGAAAAUUUCGUGAAGACCUAGAUAGCAGGCUGCUUGACACACCCCAGGAUGACCACACCAGCAUUGAAGAGCAGUGGAUGGCUUUCAGAGAUGCAGUCUACUCUACUGCUCUCAAAAACCUCGGACCAGCAAUCCGUAGAUAUCAAGACUGGUUUGAUGAGAACGACGAGGAGAUACAGGCACUGUUGUCAGAGAAACACCAACUGUUCAGAGCGCACCAGAACGAUCCCACAUCACAAGCAAAGAUAGAUGCCUUCGCCAGUGCAAGACGGAAAGUGCAGAAGAAACUCCCGUGAGAUGCAGGAUGUCUGGUUCAGCAAUAAGGCCGAUGAGAUCCAGGGCUACGCAGACAGUCACGACACCAAGCGUUUCUACAACCCUUUGAAGACUAUGUAUGGACCUCAGUCCUCUGGCUCCUCCCCCCUCCUUAGUGCAGAUGGGACUCAGCUGCUGACAGAGAAAAAGCAGAUUUUGGAGAGAUGGGCUGAAUACUUCAACCAGGUCCUCAACCCACCCUGCCGAAAUCAAUGAUGAGGCCAUUGCUCGCCUACCUCAGGUGGAGAUCAACCUGGACCUUGACAACCUCCCCACAGAAGAAGAAGUCAGAAAGGCCAUCAGGCAACUUUCUUGUAGCAAAGCACCAGGAUCAGAUGCAAUCCCUGCUGAAGUCUACAAAACAGGAGGCCCAUUCAUGAUGCAGAAGCUGACUGAGCUCUUCCAGUCUAUAUGGAACGAAGGAAAGGUCCCCCAACAGUUGAAAGAUGCCAGCAUAGUCCACAUCUGCAAGAGGAAAGGCAACUGCCAGUCUUGUGACAAUCACCAAGGCACCUCCCUCCUGUCCAUAGCUGUGAAGAUCUUGGCUCGCGUCCUGCUUAAUCGCCUUCUCCAACACCUUGAGCAAGGUCUCCUCCCAGAAAGCCAGUGUGGCUUCUGUGCAGAGCGUGGAACU